AUGGAAGAUAUUUUAAAAAGGAUUAAUUACUAUAAUGUUCAACUUGAUAAAGAGCUUUCAAAGUAUCCUCAAAUGAGAAAAUUGGAACAAUAUACUAAUGUUCCGAAAACUUAUCUUGUCGUUGGUGUUAUCGCUUUCCUAUUUUCGAUGAUCUUUUUCAACAUUCUUGGGGAAUUACUUUCUGACAUUAUUGGUUGGCUUUAUCCAG
Messenger RNA from Dentiscutata heterogama, 208 nucleotides. The record is from the annotation of a GenBank genome assembly. NCBI's taxonomy places the organism in Eukaryota, Fungi, Glomeromycota, Glomeromycetes, Diversisporales, Gigasporaceae.